Symbiodinium sp. CCMP2456 is the source of this 1416-nucleotide messenger RNA. The record is from the annotation of a GenBank genome assembly. NCBI's taxonomy places the organism in Eukaryota, Dinophyceae, Suessiales, Symbiodiniaceae.
AUGGACAUACAAUUCAACAUCCACCAGGACCUUUGGCAAGAUGCCUGGAUUGCAGCAACUUCGGCUGUAAGGACACGCAAGCGGCAGACUGAUCUAAAUGUGCAGCACCGUGUGGAACGCCUUCUCGAAGACCACGGCCCAAAGACGAGCAAGCCGCUGACGCUGCGCGUGUAUGGCACCAUGAUCAAGGGCUUCUGCGUGAUCAACAAUGACCGAGCAAGGUCACUACAUGCAGAUUGCGAGCGAGUUGUUCUUCUCUUUGCCGAACAGCCAUAUGCGGAAGGCCUGCAGCUGCCCAAGCAGCCAGCUGCAAAGAGGCAGCGCGUGGAUGCAUUCACGCUGGAUUUGGAUUUGGCGAAGGUACAGGAGGCGGAGGCUUUUGACUGGACCCAGGCACCUCUGGGAGACAGCCUGUUGGUGUCUUUGGAUGCCAAUCAACUCCCUCCAGACAUCAGAGCUAUGGGGGCCAUGGGAGCCAUGGGAGCGAUGGGAGCUACCGGAGCACCUGCACAGGAGCCACUGCAGGUGCCGUCUCUUCUCGAGGAAAGCGGGCUGCUGGAUGAAGUCUUCCCCGCUCGCGUGGACGCCCCGCCGGCGGCAGAGGCAGCGCUGACCCUACCGGAAGCGCCAGGAGUCCUCGAGGCUUUCCGUGCUGCAGACGGCCCACCCGAGCUUUUGGGUGCAGGCGUGUCUGAUUCUGAGAUGCAGAUUCAGGAAAGGAAACCGAAGCGGCGGCGGGUGCGACUCCAGCCCCUACCUGGACACGUUUUCGGCUUUGAUGUGGAGACUCAAAUGCCAGACGUGAGCCAAGAGGCUGGCCUAGCUGCUUCUCGUCCUUCUCUUGCUUCAUUUGCGGCGGAGAUUACCGGGAACUUCUUUCCAAAUCGCAUGGGGCAGUUGCAAGCACUCACGGACAUCGGCUUCGGCCGUUCUCCUUCACCAUUUGCAUUGCCGGCGCCCCAUGAGGCUUUCUCGGAUGCAGAUCCUGGAGAGUAUGCCGAGCUCCCGGAGAUUCAACCCCUCCUCGGCAACAUCGGAGAUCAAGUUCGACCUGACAUGCUUGGAGCAGUGUUUGCUUCUGAGCCGCAGGAGCCAGCCUUCAUGGCAGCAGCAGCGCAAGCUGCAGAUGCUGCAGCAGAGGCCCAAGCGGAUCGAAGCUUGGCACUUGCAACCGAGGACGUUGCCGACGCGAGCGACGGAAGCCAUGAUGUGCAGACUGCGCAAGUCGGUUUGUUGAUUCGCAGAUACCUUGCAGAACAGGGCGAGUCCUUUCUGGAUGACAUCAUGCGACCAUCAGACACGAGCCGAAAUACCGCAGCGCGAGCGUUUUCAUCACUUCUGGCACUUGCAACGGGUGGAGGCCUCCUCCUCCAGCAGGAAGAGCCGUAUGGUCCAAUCCACAUCUCUUUGUGCUAA